This is a messenger RNA of Strongylocentrotus purpuratus (purple sea urchin), 1884 nucleotides long. RefSeq names its product probable assembly chaperone of rpl4. The record is from RefSeq and is a predicted model, not a curated record. NCBI's taxonomy places the organism in Eukaryota, Metazoa, Echinodermata, Echinoidea, Camarodonta, Strongylocentrotidae. The transcript is spliced from 9 exons. Gene Ontology annotation, biological process: cell division. Bases 61 to 1293 code for a protein of 410 amino acids. Gene Ontology annotation, molecular function: protein binding.
CACAUGCUGAACUGAAAAUACAUAUAGAAUUGGCGAUUGAUUAUCAUCUUCCUACACACCAUGGGGGGUUCUAAGGCACAAAGGCGAAAGAGGGGAAAGCAUAGUAACACAAAAUCAAGAAAAAAUGAGGAUGGAACAUCAAUGAGCAGACAAGAAUUUCAAGAUUUGGUGGAGCAAAGAAGGCAGGAGAAGAAAGCAACUAAGAAAACCUCCAGUCAAUUCAGUAUAGAUCAACUGCUUGAAAAGGUAGAUGAAUACCUGGAUACCUUUGAGUAUGAGAUGGCUCAGAAGUUCUGCCAGAGGGCGCUACAGAUGGAACCUGACAACGUGCGAGCUUUGGAGUCAUCUGGAAACCUGUUGGCAGAGCUUGGUGAUACAGACGGAGCAAGGAAAUGCUUUGGCCGUGCAAUAACAGUAUGUCCUGAAGAAGGUUUCUCUAAGUACAUGUACAUGGGUCAGCUACACGAAGGAUUAGAAGGGCUUCAAUUCUUCCAGAAAGGUGUCGAGCUGAUGAUUAAAGAAAGAGAUGGAGAACAGAAAGAAGAAAGUGGCGCAUCAUGUUCCUCAGAGAGCAGUGCUUCAAAGGUUACCAAUGCUGAUAUAUGUAGAGCGUACUGUUCUAUUGCUGAAAUCUUCCUGACAGAUGCUUGCUUUGAAGAAGACUCCGAUGAGAGAUGUAAGGCAGCUAUUGAUCAGGCCGUCAAUGAAGACCCUCACAGUCCGGAGGCACAUCAACUCCUAGCUAGCUACUGGCUUAGUAAAGAUAAUAAACAGGAAGCCAUAGCUUCCAUGAAGAAGAGUUUAUCGCUAUGGCAGUAUCUAGAAGGAGAUGGAGAAGGAGGUGGUUCUAAUGAUGACAUCAUAGUUGAGCCUAUCUUGAGCUAUGAGAACAGGAUAGGAGCAGCCAAGAUUCUUAUGGAACUGGAGAUGUGGGAUGAAUCAGAAAAUGUUCUUCAUACCCUUUUAGAAGAGGAUGAUGAAGUAGUCCAGGUCUGGUAUAUGUUAGGCCUGGUCCAGCAUGAAAGAGGACUAGAGCAAUGUAAACCACAAGCAAGGUAUUACCUUCAUAAAGCUAAGAAGCUCUACUGUGCUCUAAGUUGUGAUGAUGAGGAGGUCUUGGUACAUAUAGAUGAGCUUCUGACAUCACUGGGCCCAGGGGAAGGUGAUCAGGAUGAUUGGAUGGAAAGGCAAGGAAAAGAAGAGGAAGAAGAGGAGGACGAAGAAGACGGAGAUAUAGAUAGUGAAGCAUCGUCUGAUGAAGAAGAAGAAGAAGAAGAAGAGAUGGAACAUUGACAUAGAAUGUUACAAUAUUAUUUAUAGAAAAGAACGUCUUCAAAGCAACAACAAAAUGAGAGAGAGAGAGAGAGAAAAAAAAGGCUCUACCUUAUUACAUCUGUGGAAUGACCCAUUUUAGUUUCAGCACAGACUGCAAGUUCUGGUGGAGAAUAGGAAACUCCUUUUUUUAAAAUCCCUAUUUGAUUAUUGAUAAUAUUAUGCAUGCAGAUUUAUAUGGACAGAAGUGUAAUUCUACUGAUGAUAAAGCAUAGGAAGGCUUGAAUUGAAUUUUUAUGCAAGAUUAUGCAUUAACCUUAUAAGCAUUUAAAUAAAGGAUAGAUUACCGUGUUUUUAGCUUAUUGUAUUAGAAUUUUCAUUAUUUUUUCUUUUAUCAGAGGAAUUUUAUCUGAACAGUAUUUAGACAAACAUAUUGUAAUCAAGGCUUGAAAGUAUACAUGAAGAUGGAUUUUUUUAAAAAAUGAAAUAAUUCAAAGAAAUGAGUGUGCAUUUUCUAAAUUGUUUUUUACAUAAAAUACAAACAUUCGUCCAGUUUACAUAAGACACUAGACAUUUUUGCUGGAUUUUUUAAAUUUAGUAAAAAGAUAUUAG